GAAAGUGCGAGGUCAGCUUAGCUGGCAAUGUGCAAUCAUGAUUUCUAAUGUCACUCAGAAUCUAUUCGGUCUGCUUGUUUUCCUGGCGACGAUCGUUAUUACUAAAACCGAAGGCCGGACUCUUGACGUUUUGAAUGAUAAACUUAGCAGCAGUGAGUAUGACACUCAAGAAAGACCGAACGCAGGGGGCCCGCCUGUCAAUGUGUCUGUUGAACUUUAUAUUACCAGUAUUCAUUCUAUUUCGGAGAUAUCUAUGGACUAUGGCGCAACCAUGUAUUUAAUGAUGAGAUGGUUCGAUCCACGCAUCUCGUUUGAGUCUCCUGAUCCGAUUGAUUUAAGGUCUGGAUCGAAAUUGCAGAAACUAAUCUGGACCCCAGAUCUAUAUUUUGUCAACGUCAAACAAGCGGAACUACACCAGGUUACAGAAACAAACAAGCAAAUAAGGAUAUUCCCAGAUGGUCACGUGACAUCUGAUAUCAGGGUGACGCUGGUACUUAUAUGUCAUAUGCAUUUACAUCGUUUCCCCAUGGAUAAACAGCUGUGUCACAUUGAGAUGGAAAGUUUCAGCUAUAGCAUAAAAGAUGUUCACCUUAAAUGGUUGACUGUGAAUGGUAGUGAUUCACAUGCUGUAUCGCUACCCAGUCACGAUUCGCUGCCGGGAUUCAUACUUGAGCGGCCAAACAUGACGGUAGAAACGCCACUAUAUCCGAUGG
Messenger RNA from Saccoglossus kowalevskii, 713 nucleotides. RefSeq names its product glycine receptor subunit alpha-2-like. Lineage: Eukaryota; Metazoa; Hemichordata; Enteropneusta; Harrimaniidae. Gene Ontology annotation, molecular function: transmembrane signaling receptor activity; extracellular ligand-gated monoatomic ion channel activity. The record is from RefSeq and is a predicted model, not a curated record. Gene Ontology annotation, cellular component: membrane. Gene Ontology annotation, biological process: monoatomic ion transmembrane transport.